CCCGCCCCGUGAGUCGACGCGUGGCGACGGCGAUGGGGCCUGGCGGCUGCGUGGCGCGGCGAUUUGGGACGCUGCUGUGGCGCAGGGUCCUUUCCCCGGGCGCGGGCUUCGCGGCGAGCGAGGGGCCCCGGGUUCGGCUGCUGGUCGCCGGGCGGCUUCCAGCGGGACCAGCGCUCGGCCGGGCCUGCUUGACUCCGGAUCAUGCGCGCGGCCUGCACGGCGGGCCCGGCCUAGAGGAGCGGGAGGAGGGGGCAGCCGACGAGGGACGCCCGGAAUCAGGCACCGCAGGUCAUACUGGUCCCAAGUUUGACAUCGAUAUGCUGGUUUCAAUUCUGAGGCAAGAAAAUGCAAGAGACAUUUGUGUGGUCAAGGUUCCUCCAGAGAUGAAAUAUACAGAUUACUUUGUGAUCGGUAGUGGAACCUCUGCCCGGCACUUACAUGCCAUGGCCUACUACAUUGUGAAAACGUACAAAUUUCUAAAACAUAAAAGUGAGCCUCAAGUUAAGAUCGAAGGAAAGGACACUGAUGACUGGCUCUGCGUGGACUUUGGCAGCAUGGUGAUUCAUUUGAUGCUUCCUGAAACCAGAGAAACAUAUGAACUAGAGAAGUUAUGGACCCUACGUUCUUAUGAUGACCAGUUAGCUCAGAUGGCACCUGAGACAUUACCUGAAGACUUCAUUCUUGGCAUAGAAGAUGACACUUCAUCCCUGACUUCAGUGGAGUUCAAAUGUUAAUAAAUGAUACUGUUUUAGUCAUUUCAGAUUGGGAUGAGUCACUUCUCAAAAAUAUAGCUCCUAAACCCCACCCAGUUGGGUAAGUUGUUGUCAAAGCAAGUCUUAUUAAUUAUGGGCACUCUGCUAACUGAAAUCUGGUUGUGGAGACUGUAGGUAAAUGAGCAUCAACUAAAA
This is a messenger RNA of Hipposideros armiger (great roundleaf bat), 908 nucleotides long. It is a transcript of the gene MALSU1, whose product is annotated as mitochondrial assembly of ribosomal large subunit 1. The record is from RefSeq and is a predicted model, not a curated record. Gene Ontology annotation, molecular function: ribosomal large subunit binding. Gene Ontology annotation, cellular component: mitochondrion. Bases 33 to 734 code for a protein of 233 amino acids. Lineage: Eukaryota; Metazoa; Chordata; Mammalia; Chiroptera; Hipposideridae. Gene Ontology annotation, biological process: negative regulation of translation; negative regulation of ribosome biogenesis. The transcript is spliced from 4 exons.